Indicator indicator is the source of this 1655-nucleotide messenger RNA. RefSeq names its product solute carrier family 25 member 25 (gene SLC25A25). The transcript has 11 exons. The record is from RefSeq and is a predicted model, not a curated record. Lineage: Eukaryota; Metazoa; Chordata; Aves; Piciformes; Indicatoridae. Gene Ontology annotation, cellular component: mitochondrial inner membrane. Gene Ontology annotation, molecular function: calcium ion binding; ATP transmembrane transporter activity. The coding region runs from base 1 to 1512 and encodes 503 amino acids. Gene Ontology annotation, biological process: transmembrane transport.
AUGCUGCAGACCCUUUGGCAUUUUCUGUCUAGCUUCCUUCCCAGGGCAAUAUGUCAAGGUCCUGCAGAUGAAAAAGAGGAUGAGGCCAGAAACACCACCCCACUUCCAGGCCCCGGGGAGAAAGGGCCAAAGAUGGUGGGGAAGCCACAGGACAGAGGGACUGAUCCUACUGAAAGGAGACCAACUAUCCUACUGGUGGUUGGACCCGCAGAGCAUUUUCCAAAGAAAAUUGUGAAGGCUGGAGACAAGGACUUGGAUGGACAGCUGGAUUUUGAGGAAUUUGUUCACUAUCUCCAAGAUCAUGAAAAAAAGCUGAGACUGGUCUUCAAGAGUUUGGAUAAGAAGAAUGAUGGCCGCAUUGAUGCCCAGGAGAUUGUGCAGUCUCUUCGGGACCUGGGAGUCAAGAUCUCUGAACAGCAGGCUGAGAAAAUACUGAAGAGAAUAAGGACGGGACACUUCUGGGGUCCUGUCACCUACAUGGAUAAAAAUGGGACAAUGACAAUUGAUUGGAAUGAGUGGCGAGACUAUCACCUGCUGCACCCAGUGGAGAACAUUCCUGAAAUCAUCCUCUACUGGAAGCACUCAACGAUCUUUGAUGUAGGAGAGAAUUUGACUGUCCCGGAUGAGUUCACAGUGGAAGAGAGGCAGACAGGGAUGUGGUGGAGACAUCUGGUUGCAGGUGGAGGUGCAGGUGCCGUGUCCAGAACCUGUACAGCUCCCUUGGACCGCUUGAAAGUGCUCAUGCAGGUUCAUGCCUCCCGCAGUAACAACAUGUGCAUCAUCGGUGGCUUUACUCAAAUGAUCCGAGAGGGUGGCACACGGUCGCUGUGGCGAGGGAACGGCAUCAAUGUGUUGAAGAUUGCACCAGAAUCUGCCAUCAAGUUCAUGGCCUAUGAGCAGAUCAAGCGCUUCAUUGGCACGGACCAGGAGAUGCUGAGGAUCCAUGAGCGACUCUUAGCUGGGUCUCUGGCGGGGGCAAUUGCACAGAGCAGCAUCUACCCGAUGGAGGUUCUGAAAACACGGAUGGCUCUAAGGAAGACAGGACAGUAUUCAGGCAUGUUGGAUUGUGCCAAAAACAUCCUUUCAAAGGAAGGAAUGGCUGCUUUCUACAAAGGCUACAUCCCCAACAUGCUAGGAAUCAUUCCGUAUGCUGGUAUUGACCUGGCAGUCUAUGAGACACUAAAAAAUACCUGGCUGCAGCGCUAUGCUGUCAACAGUGCUGACCCUGGAGUCUUUGUUCUGUUGGCUUGUGGUACCAUCUCCAGUACCUGUGGACAGCUUGCUAGUUACCCACUGGCUCUUGUGAGGACACGCAUGCAGGCCCAAGCUUCAGUGGAAGGGGCUCCUGAAGUGACCAUGAGGGGACUGUUCAAACACAUCCUGAAGACAGAAGGAGCAUUUGGUCUUUACCGGGGUCUGGCACCGAACUUUAUGAAGGUGAUCCCAGCUGUAAGCAUCAGCUAUGUGGUUUAUGAAAACUUGAAGAUGACUCUGGGUGUGGAGUCACGGUGACCAGGAGAUGCUGAAGACCUGGAACUCUGAAAUCUUGGGGUGCAAUCCCAAGACGUACAGCCAUCUCUCAUUCUGUGAAUGUGUUGACACUAAGCUGACUAAGCAAAGCUGUGAAAUCUUCAGAUUGUUUGUGAGUCAGUAAG